Molecule: messenger RNA, 3581 nt
Organism: Thamnophis sirtalis
Lineage: Eukaryota; Metazoa; Chordata; Lepidosauria; Squamata; Natricidae
Gene: MTIF2
Product: mitochondrial translational initiation factor 2
Biological process (GO): translational initiation
Cellular component (GO): cytoplasm
Molecular function (GO): GTPase activity; translation initiation factor activity; GTP binding
Source: RefSeq, a predicted model, not a curated record
GCGCUGCCCGUUUGCCUGCUGGAUGGCAUCGCUUAGCCAACCUUGCCCGAUUUUUAAAAAAGCGGAAAACUACCAGGACAUUCCAGGGAUAUAAAUUAGACACCGUAGUAGAAAAACAUUCUGGAAACAGUACAGAUAGAAACAUGAAUUGGAUGCCGCCACUAGAGAAAUUGGCCCGUUUAUUUAGUGCUUGCAGGCAGCUGCAAUCCCUGACUUACCGAAAACAGUGGAAGUCUAUCCUGUCCUCUGCCUAUCCCAUGUGUCCCAUUCAGCUGCACCCACUGCUCUGGCAUCCACACACCACCUCACAAUUCAGGCCUUUCACCACCAAGGAGAGAGAAAAAUUGGGCAAAGGGAAAUUGAAGCCUGUACAGAUGAAAGCAAAGAAGCAAGAGGUUGAGAUAAAGCGUACAAUGACUGUGGAGGAGCUUGCAAAAGCGAUGCAUAAAGAUAUAGAUCAUGUGUAUGAAGCUCUGCUGAACACAGAUAUAGAUUUAGAUUCACUAGAACCAGAUUCAAUCUUGGAAGUAAAUUGGAUCAAAGACAUCGUUAAAAAAUCUGGCAUGCAAUACAAAUGGGCUGAACUGAAAGAAGAAAAAGAAAAAGAAAAUAAAGAUGUGGUUAGAAGGCCUCCUCAAAAUCCAGCUUUAUUAACCCCCAAGCCUCCAGUUAUUACUGUAUUGGGCCAUGUUGAUCAUGGAAAAACUACGUUGCUUGAUAGCCUGCGAAAUACUAAUGUGGCGGCAAUAGAGGCAGGAAGUAUCACCCAGCAUAUUGGUGCCUUUCUUGUGCAGUUGCCUUCUGGGGAGAAGGCAACAUUCUUGGAUACUCCUGGCCAUGCUGCCUUUUCAGCCAUGAGGGCAAGAGGUACACAUAUCACUGAUAUUGUUGUACUGGUAAUAGCUGCCGAUGAUGGUGUGAUGGCACAAACUGUGGAAUCCAUUCAACAUGCUAAAAAUGCUAAUGUUCCAAUCAUUGUUGCCAUCAAUAAGUGUGAUAAACCUGACGCUGAUCCUGAAAAAGUAAAGAAACAACUGUUGGCUCAUGAUAUUGUUUGUGAAGACUAUGGAGGAGAUGUUCAGGCUGUUCCUAUCUCUGCAUUAAAGAGCCAUAACUUGAUGAACUUAAAAGAGGCAAUUGUAACUCUUGCUGAGGUAAUGGAACUGAAGGCAGAUAGCACAGGCCUCAUGGAAGGUAUUGUAAUAGAGUCUCGCACAGAUAAAGGAAAAGGUCCAGUAACCACGGCCAUUAUCCAAAGAGGCAGUCUGAGAAAGGGCUGCAUUUUGGUUGCUGGAGAAACCUGGGCCAAAGUGAGAGUUUUAUUUGAUGAGAAUGGCAAAAUCAUGGAAAAUGCUUCCCCUGGUUUGCCCACGGAGAUUGUGGGGUGGAAGGAGGUCCCUGCAGCAGGGGACGAAAUCCUUGAAGUUGAAUCUGAGCAAAGGGCACAUGAAGUUGUUGAAUGGAGGAACUAUGUGAAACAGCAGGAAAAGAUAAAUAAAGAUCAAAAAAUGAUAGAAGAAAAGCAAAGGGCUCAUCAGGAAGACUACAAGAAGAAGCGAGAGGGCCUCAUGAACAUGAGCUGGAGACAGAGAGUAUAUUUAAUAAAGAAGAGCCAAAAGGAGUCCAUGACUAGGCAAUCUGAAAAAAUUACUCAGAAUGACAAAAACAAGUUGCCUCUCCUUAUCAAAGGUGAUGUGGAUGGCUCUGUAGAAACCAUUUUGAAUAUUCUGAAAACCUAUGAUGCUGAUGAAGAAUGUAUAUUAGAUGUGAUUCAUUGUGGAAUUGGGGAUAUUAGUGAAAAUGACAUAAAUCUAGCAGAAUCAUUUAAAGGUAUCAUAUAUGGGUUCAAUGUAAAAGCACAUAAAUCUAUUCAGCAAAUGGCUGCUAAAAAGAAAGUAAAGGUGAAACUACACAACAUCAUCUACAGGCUUGUGGAGGAUUUACAGGAAGAGCUCAGCAACACUUUGCCUCUUGGUGUAGAGGAGGAUGUGCUAGGAGAAGCUGCGGUUUUAGCCAUCUUUGAGGUUGAUGUAGGAAAACAUAAAGUUCCAGUGGCUGGUUGCAGAGUACAGAGAGGACAACUAAACAAAAAAAUGAACUUUAAAUUAAUUCGCAACGGAGAAUGUAUUUGGACAGGAUGCUUAUCGUCUUUGAAGCACCAUAAGGAAGAUAUUGCUAUCGCAAAGACUGGCAUGGAUUGUGGACUUAGUUUGAAUGAUAAUGUGAAGUUUGAAGUUGGAGAUGAAAUUGUUUGCUUCAAUCCAAGGGAAGUAAAGCAGAUAAUUUCUUGGAACCCAGGAUUUUAAAUCAGGCUGCCUAAAAUAUGGAAGGCAAGAAAACUUGAAUCUUCAUUCAGUAUCGACUAUAGAAUCUUUGGGAUAGUGUCCUGCACUGUACAAUUAGCAGGAACAUAUUUCAGACUUCUACUGCUUCUAAUGUAAAAUUGGUUACAGAAAAAAGAAGUCUGCCCUUUCAGGAAGUGUAUAUUUAUGUUAUGAAAUAACAUUUUAAAACCUAAGUGUUCACUACAAGGAAAACCAAAACAUUACAUUUGUUAACUGCAAUUGUUGUUUUUCAGUCAUUAUCAAAAAAUUUAGAUGGUGUUUUGCUAACAAAAUUCUACAUUUUCUACAGUACCCAAACCAACAGCUAUUGGAUCAAACACCUUUGUAUGUUUAAAUUACAGAACCUACCACACCCAAACCAUUAUUGAAUGAUUUGAAACAUGGGGAUGACUGUCAUCUCUCACACUAUAAUGUUCAACAUAGUUUUCCAACUUUGAGCUGCAAAGUUGCGGCCAAUCAGCCUUACAUUAAAAUUAGAAUUGUAGGUAAUUUUUAGGUAAUUGUGCUUUUUUAUAACAUUGCAUGGAAAUGAAUAAGGAAAAAUGCAGAUAAUCAGUUAGGGUGCAGUAACACUAUAAACAAAUAAUAAUACAGUAUUUCUGGAAUAUAAUUUCGCAGCCAUGGAAUAAAAGUAUGUUAAAAAUGCUUGGAGGAAUGGCAGAAGGGUAUUAAUAAAUUUGUUUGGGUAGGGAAGAAACCGAGAAUAAAACUUAAAAUAAUGCAAGACGCACGUGAAAGAGGUGGUUUGAAAAUGCCCAACUUAAAAUUAUACUAUGAAGCAGCAGUUUUAUCAACAAUUAGUGAUUGGAUUAACUUAACAGAGGAUAGAAUAUUGAACAUUGAGGGAUAUGAUUUGGUAUAUGGUUGGCAUGCUUAUUUAAUAUAUGAUAAGGUGGAUAAGAUUUUUAAAAGCCAUAUUUUAAGGAAUGUUCUAUUGCAUGUCUGGAAAAAAUAUCAAUAUAAAUUAAAUGAUGAUACCUAUGUGGGCAGUACCCAGACAUGCAAUAGAGAAUGUAAGCAUAGAACCAAAAUAGGAUGUAACUACAUACAGAGCUGCUCAAUACAGAAAGAGGUGUACUACAGUUAAAGCCUAUGAAUGUACUAAAAGAGGAAAAGGUAAUUCAAACCUGGUUUCAGUAUGGACAGCUACAGGCUAGAUGGAAAAAAGACCAGAAAAUUGGUAUUAUGCAAAAUGAGGAUAAUUUAGUAAAACAAAUUAGAGACCAGAGUCAAAUG